UUAGCUAACUCUUAAAGCCCAACCCCUUCCUUUAUUUUUAGCUUUAUAUUCUGAGAUAAAGUAAGAGCUGUUUUUAGCUCUCUCUUUCUCUUUCUCGGUUCAUUUUCUUUUUUGGGUUUUGAUUCUUGAGAGAAGAUGGUCACCAUGGUUGUUUAAAAUUUGGUUUUUGAAUUAUAUGUUGUUUUGGUUGAGUUCAUAUGUUGAGAGGAUUUUUCGGAAACAGAGGAAUAAGAAUGUGGGAUCUUAAUGACUGUCCUCAUAAACCAGGAGUCGAUGAAUCGGAGGGGUGUGGAGAUGAAGAUAAGGGUAAACGGGUCGGAUCUAUGUCGAAUUCGAGCCCUUCGGCCGUGGUGAUCGAGGAUGGAUCCGAGGAAGAAGAUGGGAAUAGAGUUAAAACAGCUUUUAAUAAGAAACAAAGCAAGAUUUUUGGAUUCUCGGUUCUUCAUCGUGAAGAAGAAGAAGAUGAGGAGGAGGAGGAAGAUGAAUCCAUGGAGGGCGAUGAUCGGACUCCGGUAACCCGGCAAUUGUUCCCACUUGAAGAAGAAGACCCGGAAAUGGAGAGCCCCACUUCGGGGGGAACCGAACCCGGGAUCCCUCGGGCUCACUGGUUUGGUGUCAAAUUCUGUCAAUCGGAGCUCAAUGUUUCCGGCGAAAAGUCCGUCGAAUCUUCAAGGCCGAUGAAGAAAAGCCGGCGAGGACCGAGAUCGAGGAGCUCUCAGUAUAGAGGCGUUACCUUUUAUAGAAGAACCGGGCGAUGGGAGUCCCAUAUUUGGGAUUGUGGAAAACAAGUUUAUUUAGGUGGAUUCGACGCAGCACCUGCAGCUGCUCGAGCAUAUGAUAGAGCUGCUAUAAAGUUUCGGGGAGUUGAAGCUGACAUUAAUUUCAGUAUUGAAGAUUAUGAGGCAGAUUUAAAACAGAUGAAAAAUCUAAGUAAGGAAGAAUUUGUGCACGUACUUCGGCGACAAAGCACUGGAUUUCCUAGAGGAAGCUCCAAAUACAGAGGAGUGACCCUGCACAAGUGUGGGAGAUGGGAAGCUAGACUGGGCCAAUUUCUAGGCAAAAAGUACGUUUAUUUAGGGUUGUUCGACACUGAGAUUGAAGCAGCAAGGGUUUACGACAAAGCUGCAAUCAAGAGCAAUGGCAAAGAUGCCGUCACCAACUUUGAUCCCAGUAUUUACGACAAUGAGCUCAACAAUGAAACUCCUGCCAAUGCUGGAGAUCACAAUCUUGAUUUGAGCUUGGGGAAUUCGACCUCAAAGCCAAAUAGUCCAGAAUCCGGUACUGAUAAACAAAAUUCGCCACCCAAAACCGAUCGGCAAUAUCAGGGAUUUAGGCCUAAGCAGCCAAUCCUGCAGCAAGAACAGGCUUGUAGAAGUGACGAUCCUCGUAGAACAACAGAUAGACAAAUUCAAUAUCCGGUCUCGAUUAGGUCCAAUGAAAUGCUAAGAUAUGGGCAGCUGAGAAGACCUGGAGAGAGCCAUAUGGUUCAUAUUCGUCCUCCGCAUAUCGUCAAUCCAUCGACUUAUCAGAAUCAAUUUGCAAGCAACAGCAAUGGAGUCCGAUUCGGGAGUGAUCUUUCGCUUUCAACGAGUGCUCAACAAUGGCAACCGGGUCCUCACAGAUUGAUUGCAAAUGCAGCAGCAUCAUCAGGAUUCCCUAUGCAGGUUAAACCAACUCACCAAGCAUGGCAGCAGAGAAAUAGGCUCCAUUCUUUCACGACACCAUCCCGACAUAUCUAAAAACAAAACAACUUCCCAAUAGAUUUCCAUUAACUAAACUCUCUUUGAUCACCCUGUUUGUUUUUUUUAUUAAGUAUGCAAAAAUCAAUGAUUUCACAC
Hibiscus syriacus is the source of this 1838-nucleotide messenger RNA. RefSeq names its product floral homeotic protein APETALA 2-like. The record is from RefSeq and is a predicted model, not a curated record. Gene Ontology annotation, molecular function: DNA-binding transcription factor activity; DNA binding. The transcript is spliced from 10 exons. Bases 198 to 1739 code for a protein of 513 amino acids. Gene Ontology annotation, biological process: regulation of DNA-templated transcription. NCBI's taxonomy places the organism in Eukaryota, Viridiplantae, Streptophyta, Magnoliopsida, Malvales, Malvaceae.